Molecule: messenger RNA, 1778 nt
Organism: Oncorhynchus masou masou (cherry salmon)
Lineage: Eukaryota; Metazoa; Chordata; Actinopteri; Salmoniformes; Salmonidae
Product: E3 ubiquitin-protein ligase NRDP1-like
Exons: 8
Coding region: 517-1590 (357 amino acids)
Biological process (GO): protein ubiquitination
Cellular component (GO): endoplasmic reticulum tubular network
Molecular function (GO): ubiquitin protein ligase activity
Source: RefSeq, a predicted model, not a curated record
UAGCUGCAGGAGUGAGGGCUGGACGUGGAAAUGUGGUCACGGGAAUCAAGAAAAAAAUGGAUAUCGUGCUGGCAUGCUAACCCAAAUACUGACGCAAACGUAAUUUAAAAUACCAUUUAACCAUUGAUUGUUAUAUCAAGAGGUAACGUUUCUCAAUUCGACGAAAUCACUAGCUUUGCGCUCUGUUUUCCUGUGUGAUUCCACCUUGUUCCAGCCAGCUAAGCUGUACAUUAGCAAGCUAACGUUUGUUCACACUAAUUUUCCCAGGACAUCAUUACCUAGGCCCCAGGUUGCUCCUCUCCUUCCCAUAAUUCUGCCCCAGUGGUCCUUAAUUUCAAUGAGUAGGAGGGCUGUGGAUUCUGGCCCAAGGAAGAAAAGACACCGUGGCCAAGAUCAGAGAGGGUGUAAGGACAUCAGGGAUAAAAUUGUAGACCUGCACAAGGCUGGGACGGGCUACAGGACAAUAGGCAAGCAGCUUGGUGAGAAGGCAACAACUAUUGGUGCAAGUAUUAGAAAAUGGAAGAAGUUCAAGAUGACGGUCAAUCACCCUCUGUCUGGGGCACCAUGCAAGAUCUCACCUCGUGGGGCAUCAAUGAUCAUGAGGAAGGUUGUAGUUGGAUCUGGAGAUGUGCCAUGGGCUACGACGUUACCCGGUUCCAGGGGGAAGUGGAUGAGGACCUGCUGUGCCCCAUCUGCAGUGGAGUCCUGGAGGAGCCCGUGCAGGCCCCUCACUGCGAGCACGCCUUCUGCAAUGCCUGCAUCACCCAGUGGUUCUCCCAGCAGCAGAUAUGCCCCGUGGACCGCAGCGUGGUGACGCUGGCCCACCUGCGCCCCGUGCCCCGCAUCAUGCGCAACAUGCUGUCCAAGCUGCAGAUCAACUGCGACAACGCUGGCUUCGGUUGCACCGCCGUGCUGCGCCUUGACCAGCUGCAGUCGCACCUCAGGGACUGCCAGCACAACCCCAAAAGGCCCUUCCAGUGCGAGCAGGGCUGCGGACUGGAGAUGCCUAAAGACGAGGUGUCCAGCCACAACUGCAUCAAACACCUGCGCAGCGUGGUGCAGCAACAGCAGGGCAAGGUCACCGACCUGGACAAGACUGCUGCUGAACACAAGCACCAGCUAGCAGAGCAGAAACGGGACAUCCAGCUGUUGAAGGCAUACAUGAGAGCCAUCCGCAGUGCCAACCCCAACCUGCAGAACCUCGAAGAGACCAUUGAGUACAAUGAGAUCCUGGAGUGGGUGAACUCCCUCCAGCCAGCGCGCGUCACCCGCUGGGGCGGCAUGAUCUCGACACCGGACGCUGUCCUCCAGGCGGUCAUCAAGCGCUCACUCAUUGACAGUGGCUGCCCGCCUUCCAUCGUCAACGACCUGAUCGAGAACGCCCAUGAGAGGAACUGGCCCGCCGGCCUGGCCACGCUGGAGACGCGGCAGAUGAACCGGCGCUACUAUGAGAAUUACGUGGCCAAGCGUGUCCCCGGGAAACAAGCAGUGGUGGUGAUGGCCUGUGAGAACCAGCAUAUGGGUGAGGACAUGAUCCUGGAGCCAGGCCUGGUCAUGAUCUUCGCCCACGGGGUGGAGGAGAUACUAUGACCCGGCUGAGGGUGGUGGAGAGCAGAGGGGAGACUUCUGACUGACCUGAACUGAGUAGAGGAGGGAGCAGGGGAUGCUGUAACACUACGGUUGCAUCCCAAAUGGUACCCUGUUCCUUAUGGGCCCUGUUCAAAAGUAGUGCACUAUAAAGGGAAUAGGGUGCCUAUAAGAUAGUAAGAGGAGGGGAA